AUGUCUAACCUCGACUGGGAUACCACCACCAAGAUUGGAAGCCGUGUUCGCGGUCCUGGUGCUUCGGACCGCGAGACCGUCAUCCGAGGAAAGAGUGCGCUGAACGCCGCCCAGCGAGCCGGUGCUGCCAUCGCCACAGAGAAGAAGUACUCCACUGCCAACUCGGUGGGUGGUACCGAGGGUCAGCGUCUCACAAAGGUCGACCGCUCCGACGACAUCAUCAAGCCCAAGACGGUCGGCAAGGAAGUCGGAAAGGCCAUUGAGCAGGGCCGCCAGAAGUUCGAGCCCACCAUGACCCAGGCCGAGCUGGGCAAGAAGAUUGGCGAGACCGCCGCCACCGUCGCCUCAUACGAGCGCGGUACUGCCGCGCCCGACCAGAACAUCCUCUCCAAGAUGGAGCGGGUGCUCAACGUCAAGCUGCGGGGUGCCAACAUUGGCGCCCCGCGCCUGGGCCCCAAGAAGAAAUAA
Molecule: messenger RNA, 468 nt
Organism: Trichoderma citrinoviride
Lineage: Eukaryota; Fungi; Ascomycota; Sordariomycetes; Hypocreales; Hypocreaceae
Product: multi protein bridging factor-like protein
Exons: 2
Coding region: 1-468 (155 amino acids)
Cellular component (GO): nucleus
Molecular function (GO): DNA binding
Source: RefSeq, a predicted model, not a curated record